AUACAACUUGAACAGUCAACAUCGACGCUUCUCCCAACUUACAAGUUUAUUUCUGAAAGGAAUCUUCUACACUACUAUUCUACAAUGGGUUUCCGUAUGCUCCUCGUCUUCUUAAUGAUUGUCGCUUUGACAAAAGUGAAUUCUGCUCCUACUGAAGACACUACGGCUACUCCGGAUGUUGUUGGCAGUGGAUCUGGAGGAAGUGGAUCCGAGGGUUCUGGAGGAGUUUUUGGAAAUGAAGCCAACGAAGGUGGUGACAAUGGCAAUGAAGCUGCUGAACAACCUACGAAGUAAAGGAAAGAGCAAAGAAAGAAGUUGGGUUCCAAACUAGUUUAGUUUCAUUUGCCUUUAGCAAGUGAAUUCUCAGUUGGGCCUUUUAUUCCAAUACAUUCUGGAAAUGAAGCAUUAAAGCUC
This is a messenger RNA of Dimorphilus gyrociliatus, 414 nucleotides long. Lineage: Eukaryota; Metazoa; Annelida; Polychaeta; Dinophilidae. The record is from the annotation of a GenBank genome assembly.